GAUUGAGAGGAAGUGUGUUUCCUCAAUCGCCUCCCCCCCCUCCUUUUCCGCCUGAAUCCCUUGUUCCGGGGUAUCCCUGGAAACGGGACACUACCGGAAGUGAGUAUGGAAAAAAUGGCGGUGGGUGUGCUCGGCUCUGGGAGCGGGAGUUGGAUGUGGAGCAGGCGGGGAGAGCGGGCCUUGGCUCGGAUACGGCCCGUAUUCAGCAGCUGGGUUCUGCUUCUCCUGCCCUGCCUUGGACUACAGCUGGUACCGGUCGCUGCUGACAUGACGGACGGUAACAGCGAGCACUUGAAGCGGGAGCACAGCUUGAUGAAGCCGUAUCAGGGACUGGGCUCCAGUUCAAUGCCUCUGUGGGAUUUUGGUGGGAGCACCAUGUUGACGGGUCAUUAUGUCCGCCUUACACCUGAUGAGCGCAGUAAAAGUGGAUCAAUCUGGAACAGUGUGCCAUGCUACUUGAAAGACUGGGAGCUCCAUGUCCAGUUCAAAGUUCAUGGAACUGGGAAAAAGAAUCUUCAUGGUGACGGGUUAGCUAUUUGGUACACGAAGGACCGACUAAGCCCUGGCACCGUGUUUGGAAGCAAAGAUAAAUUUCAUGGUUUAGGGCUGUUCAUUGACACGUACCCCAAUGAUGAGAGUGCUGAUCGGGUGUUUCCGUAUGUCUCCGCAAUGGUCAACAAUGGAACGCUUCCCUAUGACCACAGCAAAGAUGGUCGCAGCUCUGAGCUUUCCGGAUGCCCUGCAGAACUCCGGAAUGUAGAUCACGACACGUAUUUGGCAAUUCGCUACUCUAGGGGCAGGUUAACGGUGAUGACAGAUGUUGAAGACAAGAAUGAGUGGAAAGAGUGCAUCGAUAUCAGUGGGGUCAGACUGCCCACUGGUUAUUUCUUUGGUGCAUCUGCAGCCACGGGAGAUCUGUCAGACAACCAUGAUGUCAUCUCCAUGAAACUUUACCAGCUGACAGUGGAACACUCACCAGAGGAUGAAAACGUUGACUGGACAAAAAUUGAGCCCAGCGUCAGCUUCUUGAAAUCUCCUAAAGACAACAUCGACGAUCCAACGGGAAAUUUUCGGAGCGGGCCAAUGACAGGCUGGAAGAUCUUCCUGCUCCUCCUUUGCGCAUUGCUUGGGAUCGUUGUGUGUGGUAUGGUGGGCGCUGUGGUCUUCCAGAAACGCCAAGAGCGCAAUAAGCGGUUUUACUGAGUGGAAACUGUCCAAUCAGGCCUUUACAAUGUGAAGCUUUCUUUUUCUACAAGAUGGUUUGUACAACAUGAGGUGUUUAUAUCCGGAUGGGAGAACAGAGAUCACAACUAUUUUCAUAUAUUUCUAUGAGAUGAUCUGGGGGCUGGUGAUGACGAUGAAUAGAGAGGGGAGUGAGUGGAUAUCACACAGCUACCUGCCCCUGUCACUUGGUACCACACAGGGGCCAUGCUUCCUUUUUUUAAACCGACAUAUUUGUUGAAAAUGCAUAUGAAUUUGUUAUUUUGAAACUGUUCUUUUUACUAAAGAUUUCGAACCUGUUUGAAUUGGAUCUUCUAUCUACGGAAACCUUUCAGUUUGCAAAUGCCACAGGCUUCAGUGUGAUUUAGUAGUUUGAGCCACACUGCAAGCAUAUGCAGUUUUCAUUCAUAUUGUGUGGUUGGAUGUUUCAAUGGCACCAUGUUUCUCUCUAAGCGUUUAUUGUUCACAUUCUUUCUCAGUCUGCCUCUUUCUCUCUGCUGUCUAUGUAAGUUUCUCUUUCUCUGCCUAUAAACUGCACCUAGUCUUUGGAGGACAGCUAAUGCAGUUUGUUCGACUUGUUUUUAACCUUUGCUUAAAUUCAUUCUACAUCUCGCUUCAGUUAACUUUAUUUGCCUAUUGAAAGCAGGAUGCCUCUUGUUUUGUGACAGCACUUGUGAACCACGUGUGUCAUUCUGCAGGAUGCUAAAUGCGUGGGCCUGAGACUGUGGUUUUAGAUGCUGCAGCAGUUUUUUUUUCCUGAUUUUGAUACUCUUGUGAGCACAUUUGCUGGCAUAGUUGAGAGAGAUAUGCAUGCGGCUGCAGCAUAGUUCUUGAAUAUAUCCUAUUUUUUCUUUCUUCUCACUCUCUCCCUUUUUCUCUAUCUCCUUUGUUUUUUUUGCUCGGUCUCAAUCCCCCCCACCCCACCCCACCCCACCACUUCCCCUCUGAUUUAUUUUGGUCAAUGAUUCUCUAAAUAAAAAGCUGGAGGAUUAAAGUUUUGUCUGUUGUUCUGUCCAGCAUUCCCCUUUAUUGCUGUCUUCUAAUUGAAGCUCAUCAUAUCAGCUCCUAAACUUGCCUUGCCCAGGACCUCAAAACUGUAGAACUUCUCUCUUCCUGCCAUCAUCCAAAUGAUUGCUAGGCUUUAAAACCUAAGCUGGCAUCACUUAACCACCGCUUCCUGAUUUACCUCAUCUCUUUUUAGCCUCAGUGUGAGGCUGUGCACUAUGGGCCUUGGUCUAUCUCCUCAGUUCCAAAAGAAAAUGUGGAGCCUAAUUCAUCACAAAACUACAUUCAAAGGAUAUAAAAUGAUACUCUUUUAUGGAUCUAUACACGCUGCUUUAUUUGUUUGUUAACAGCCAUCAGUGACUGGGUCAGCUUUUAAAGAACUAUUAAGUGUUCUUAAUUUGCACUAUUCUAUGGCCUCUACAUUUAAGCCGAUGGCUCCUUCAGUGGUAGGUGGUUCACAAUUGUUUUUCCUAAUUGGACUGUGGAUAGAAGGUUCUAGAGAAUGGGAUCUGAAAAUGUUUACCAUCAUUGGGGGAGGACACAAGUUGUAUUCAUGUGACAUAAUUACAAUAAUGUAAACUGAAAUGUAAGGAACAACUUUGUGUGGGUACUGAUAGAAAUAAACAGCGAUAACAGCC
Molecule: messenger RNA, 2864 nt
Organism: Stegostoma tigrinum
Lineage: Eukaryota; Metazoa; Chordata; Chondrichthyes; Orectolobiformes; Stegostomatidae
Gene: lman2
Product: lectin, mannose-binding 2
Exons: 8
Coding region: 106-1203 (365 amino acids)
Biological process (GO): Golgi organization; endoplasmic reticulum to Golgi vesicle-mediated transport; endoplasmic reticulum organization
Cellular component (GO): Golgi membrane; endoplasmic reticulum-Golgi intermediate compartment; endoplasmic reticulum membrane
Molecular function (GO): D-mannose binding
Source: RefSeq, a predicted model, not a curated record